AUAUUGGUCCCUAGGUACGGUGCGUUGUGAUUAUUUUCGAUCGAAUUUGUGCGAGAAUGGCCGACACAGCCAAAAAGGCGACAAAGAAGACACCUCCGGUGGCUGCUGCGGCUCCGAAAAAGCCUGCGGCAGUCAAGAAGCCUGCUGAAGUGUCUUCUGACCCAGAGGUCCGUCACGUAAACCCCACGCCGAAGGUUCGGCUCCACGCUAAAGCCGUCUUCACAGGAUUCCGUCGCGGACAGAGGAAUCAACGAGUGCACACGGCCCUUCUCAAGAUCGAAGGCUGCCACCGUCGCAAGGCUGCUAACUUCUAUGUUGGCAAGCGAUGCGUUUACCUUUAUAAGGCGAAGAACCCCAAGAGGGCACCUGGCAGGGAUCGCCAUCAGUUGACGCAAGUCCGCUCGAUCUGGGGUCGCGUUUUCCGCACUCAUGGAAACUCCGGUGUCGUUCGCGCAAAGUUCCGCGUCAACUUGCCCGCUAAGGCAAUGGGCAACCGCGUCCGAAUCAUGAUGUACCCCUCGAACAUCUAAAUAAAUUGUGCGGCUUUCGAAGAGAUC
Messenger RNA from Galendromus occidentalis (western predatory mite), 557 nucleotides. RefSeq names its product ribosomal protein L35A (gene RpL35A). The transcript is spliced from 3 exons. The record is from RefSeq and is a predicted model, not a curated record. Lineage: Eukaryota; Metazoa; Arthropoda; Arachnida; Mesostigmata; Phytoseiidae. Gene Ontology annotation, biological process: translation. Gene Ontology annotation, molecular function: structural constituent of ribosome. The coding region runs from base 57 to 530 and encodes 157 amino acids. Gene Ontology annotation, cellular component: ribosome.